This is a messenger RNA of Elaeis guineensis (African oil palm), 2439 nucleotides long. Its product is annotated as U-box domain-containing protein 12. Gene Ontology annotation, biological process: cell surface receptor signaling pathway; protein ubiquitination. Lineage: Eukaryota; Viridiplantae; Streptophyta; Magnoliopsida; Arecales; Arecaceae. Gene Ontology annotation, molecular function: protein binding; ubiquitin-protein transferase activity. The record is from RefSeq and is a predicted model, not a curated record.
CCAUUCUGUUCUACCUGUUCUCUCGUCCUGUCUGUUAUUUUAUUCUCCGGCGUCAAAACCAAUCCAUUUUCACCCAAACAAAUCGAAUUCGAUCACCAAUUGUCCGAUCGUCUCGAUGGGACCGACGACCGACGAGGAGGAGCCGGAAACCGGGGGCGGCCUCGGCGGGAACGCGGCCGUGGAAACCGUGUCGAGGGCGGUGGCGGAGGUAGCGGGGCUGCCGGAGAGCCGGGGGCCGUUGAGGAGGCUCUGCUGCGAUCUCGCCAGGCGGGUGAAGCUCCUCAGCCCGCUCUUCGACGAGCUGAGGGACGGCGGUGGCGGCUCCCUUGGAGAAUUCCAGGCCCAAGCCCUCGCCUCGCUCCACGGCGCCUUGGUGGACGCCAAGGAGCUCCUCGUCUCCGUCAACGAUGGGAGCAAGCUCUAUCAGGCUCUACAAAGGGAAAAAUUUGUACAUCAAUUUCUAGAGGUGACCGAACAUAUUGAGAAGGCUCUAAGUGAAGUAUCCUAUGACAAGCUUGACAUAUCUGAAGAAGUUAAAGAGCAGAUUGAACUUGUGCAUGCCCAGCUUCGAAGAGCAAAAGGAAAAAUUGACUCGCCCGAUCUACAACUUCUCAGCGACUUGAAUUGGGCACUUGCUGAAAAGCACUGUGACCCUAUUAUCCUUAGAAGAAUUUCAGGGAAGUUGCAACUCAGCACGAUAAAUGAGAUGAAGAAGGAAUCGGUUGCUUUACAUGAAAUGGUAAUUUCUAGUGGUGGAGAGCCUGAGGAAUGCGUGGACGAAAUGUCAUCCUUGCUGAAGAAGCUUAAAGAUUGUGUAGUCGUGGAAAAUCCAACUUCUGAUACUGUCAAAAAUAAUACAAGCUCUGUGAAUCACAGAUCUCCUAUCAUUCCAGAUGAUUUUCGGUGCCCAAUUUCCCUCGAGCUGAUGAAGGACCCUGUCAUUGUCUCCACAGGGCAGACCUAUGAGAGGUCUUGCAUCCAGAAAUGGCUUGAUGCUGGACACAGAACUUGCCCCAAGACACAGCAAAACCUGUCUAACACUGCUCUUACCCCUAAUUUUGUCCUGAGAAGCCUCAUUGCGCAAUGGUGUGAUGCCAACGGCAUUGAUCUGCCAAACAAGCAAGGGAAUUGCCGAGACAAGAAGCCGGGACGUCACUCGGAUUGCGAUCGUGCUGGUAUAAACUCACUACUGCAGAAAUUAAAAAGUGGGAAUCAGGACGAGCAGAGGGCAGCUGCAGGCGAACUGCGGCUGCUUGCAAAAAGAAAUGCAAACAAUAGAGUAUGCAUUGCUGAAGCAGGUGCAAUUCCAUUCCUUGUGGAACUCCUAUCGUCUUCGGAUCCUAGAACACAGGAGCAUGCAGUUACAGCACUCCUCAACCUCUCAAUCAAUGAUAGCAACAAGGACAAUAUUGUGAAUGCCCAUGCAAUACCGAGGAUAGUAGGUGUGCUGCAAAAUGGGAGCAUGGAGGCAAAGGAAAAUGCUGCAGCUACCCUUUUCAGUUUAUCAGUUGUAGAUGAAAACAAGGUGAUAAUUGGGGCAGCUGGCGCAAUACCUGCACUUGUUGAUCUGCUACGCCGAGGUAGCCCAAGAGGCAAGAAAGAUGCGGCAACUGCAAUCUUUAAUUUGUGUAUCUACCAGGGUAACAAGGUGAAGGCUGUGAAAGCUGGGAUUGUGGAACACCUGAUGAGGCUAUUAGUAGAUCCCGGCGGAGGUAUGGUGGAUGAGGCACUUGCAAUAGUGGCAAUACUUGCAGGCCAUCCAGAUGGCAAGCUGGCAAUUGCACAGUCAAACCCCAUUCCUGUCUUGGUGGAGAUGGUGAAAUCUGGAUCUUCUCGAAACCGUGAGAAUGCUGCUGCAGUGUUAUGGUCGCUAUGUACUGGUGAUGCACAGCAACUGAGAGCUGCAAGGGAAUCAGGUGCGGAAGAGGCAUUGAAGGAGCUCACUGGGACAGGAACCAGUCGUGCCAAAAGGAAAGCUGGAAGCCUUCUAGAGCUCAUGCGCCAGAAUAUGGAGGCUUAAAGUGGUGGUUCAACCUACAUGCAAAAGCUAUUGUUGGUGUUUUUCUCAAGACAUUGAAGAGCAAGGCUAAUUCCACACAUUACAUGUACUUAAUGAUCUGGAAAACGUCGUAUAAGGAUGUAGCUUGCCUCUCCGUCUUGGCGCUUGUAGAAAAGCAACAAAGCAGCAGUAAUCAACUCCUGAUUUAUUGUUAUAAGUUGUUGAGGCGGCAUGCAAAAAGUUACUGUUUGGUUGAUACAGUGUCAAAUCUUACCGUAAUAAUAUGCUUGGAACCAUAAUAUGAAUGUACAAUUCUAAACCCUGUACAGAAAACAUCAAGUUACAUCAGGGAAGAACCUCAGACUGAUCAACCAGUGUGAUGAAAUUUGUAAAUUGUAUUAUUUCGGUAACAGAAAAGCAUCCAAGACAAACUUGUUAUU